This is a messenger RNA of Erpetoichthys calabaricus (reedfish), 6141 nucleotides long. RefSeq names its product FHF complex subunit HOOK interacting protein 1Aa (gene fhip1aa). The transcript has 13 exons. The coding region runs from base 541 to 3537 and encodes 998 amino acids. NCBI's taxonomy places the organism in Eukaryota, Metazoa, Chordata, Cladistia, Polypteriformes, Polypteridae. The record is from RefSeq and is a predicted model, not a curated record.
UCGCCCAACUCACCUCACGGCUCACUCACAGCGGCGCAGGUUGCCGAGGAACGAGUGGGGCGCUGCGCUCGCGCGUAUGGUGGAAGCGGAAUUUUGUGCCUGUGCAGAAUUUUUAAAAGCAUCUGAAAAAGAAUUAACAGAAUAAAACAAAAGGAAAAACAAAAACACAAGCACGUGCGACCACAAGGAAGCAAAGCUGAGAGUUUUCUAUAAACUGACAACACGUUUUCUUUCUAACGUUUGGGAAUAUUCAUGAAAGGACGGCGACACUCGAGCCGGCUGAGGGUAAGGAAGGAUUGUUGCCAUCGAGAAGCCCGUCCCACACUGAGCGUCACCUACGAUCAGGUUUUUCCCCAAGGAGAUUAUUUCUUCUGAAGAUCAUGGAAUAUGGAAGAGAGGCAUUGGCAGGAGAAGGGCAGCGAUGGUCCACAUGAGAUUUCCACAUAUGUGCAAUGGGCACCUCUGGUCUUCUGAUGUCCAAACAAGACAUCGAUUGCAAUCUUUUCUCCACUAUGGUUUAGUGGACUUUCACAGGAGACAAUGACUUCCCUUCUUACAAAUGGGAAUCGAAACAGCCAGGCCCUGAACCUGCGAGGCGUGGACCCAGAAACAUGCACAAUCGUUUUCAAAAACCACUGGGCUCAGGUGGUGAAGAUCCUUGAGAAGCAUGACCCCCUGCGUGGCAACGGUAACACUGCCGGUAUUGGAGUCGGUGGCAGCAGCCUCCGCUUUGGCCCCAUUCCAAUCGAUGAAGCCAGUGCUGUGCAGAAUUAUGUGGAGCACAUGCUGUUCCUCAUGAUGGAGGAGGAAUGUGGGCAAUCUGGUGCCAUGGGCCCCAUCUUGGAAUUCGUGGUCUCCGAGAACGUCAUGGAGAAGCUGUUUUUGUGGAGCCUGCGGAGGGAGUUCACAGAUGACAUGAAGAUCGAACAGCUGAAGAUGUACGAGAUGUUGGUGUGUCAGUCCCGGCAGCCCCUAUUACAUCACAAACCCAUCCUGCGACCCCUGAUGAUGCUGCUGAGCUCCUGUUCUGGGACGGCCACACCGUCCGUGGAAGCUGAACUUGUCAUUCUACUCAAUCAGCUUUGUUCCAUUUUGGCUAAAGACCCCUCAAUUCUGGAGCUAUUCUUUCAUACCAGCGAGGACCAGGGUGCAGCUAACUUCCUGAUUUUCUCCCUUCUUAUUCCUUUCAUUCAUCGCGAGGGCACAGUUGGUCAGCAAGCCCGUGAUGCCCUGCUAUUCAUCAUGGCACUGUCAGCAGAGAACCAUGUUGUCGCCAACCAUGUCGUGGAGAACACCUACUUUUGUCCAGUGCUGGCGACUGGUCUAAGUGGUCUCUACUCUUCCCUCCCCACCAAGUUUGAAGUGCACAGUGAGGACUGGCACUGCCUGCAGCGAGAAGAUUGGGUUCAGGUUCCAGCUCUGGUCCAGUUCAUGAAUUCCCUUGAGUUUUGUAAUGCAGUAAUACAGGUGGCACAUCUCUCCAUCAGAUCCCAGCUGAUCGACUACAUUUACAAUGGCUUCCUUGUGCCCGUGGUGGCGCCUGCUCUUCAUAAGCUCACUGUGGAAGAAGUGAUGACCACCACGGCUUAUCUGGACCUGUUUCUCCGCAAUAUAUCUGAGUUGGCACUGCUGCAGAUAUUCCUUAGCUUCAUCUUUCUACACAAGCAUGAGAAUGUGCACAUUUUGGACACUUUGGUCAGCCGAAUCAACACGCCCUUCCAGCUCGGCACGGUGUCUCUUGCCUUGUUCCGGACUCUGAUUGGCCUGCACUGUGAAGAUGUAAUGCUGCAGCUUGUCUUGAGGUACCUAAUCCCCUGCACUCACAUGAUGCUGAGCCAGCGGCGGGUUGUGCGGGAGCGGGACUGCUACUCCAUGUCAGCUGCCAAAUUCCUUGCCCUCACUCCUGUCUACAGCUCUCAAGGACUCAGCCCGGAAUUUCAGAAACUGACGCCGGAUUACAUCCUCUGGUCCAAGAACUCUGGCAAUGAGGGUUCUGAUGAAGCCAUCCUGGAUCUCAGCGGUCAAGAGUACGCUUGCAUUGUAGGGCCGGGGAAGGUCAUGGACAUUGGUUACCUGCAGUAUCUGUAUGAAGCCCGGGAGAAGAUCUCACUGUGCAUUAAGGCCUGCCAGGUCUGGUCAGCUGCAUAUGAUAGCGAGGACCCACCACCUGAAUGCAUCUGCUCAGGGUCAGGUGAUGAUAGGCUCAGGCAGUCCACUCCAUCACACCAGCCCCAGAUGCCUGGGCACCACACUACCUCUGACCGUUUGUUUCCUUCAGAGAGGAGCCAACAUCUGGAGCUGGAAUGGGACAACAGCUAUGACACUGGCAUGUCCCCUGACUCUGAGCCAGGCUCCCUGUUUUCGAAGGACGCUCCUCUUGUUGAUCCACCAAAGCAUAUUCAGGAAAUGCGGAAGAACGCCAUCAUGCUCGUUAAAGGCUCCUACAUUGAGGAGUCGGAUUUUCAGGACGAUUUCAUGGCAUACAAACUGGUUUCACAGAAAGACUCACUGGAUACAGUUGACGCUGUUCUGAGCAAAGGUGGCAGUCCCGAGCAACAGACAGUGAACACCUCCACACAAAGGGAUCAGCCAGUCAGCAAUGGCCUCCUAACCUCCCUUCCCAAAAAUGAAGUGGAGCUUAAAAAUAAGAUGAACAGCAGCCUCAGUCAGCCGGCCGGCACCCCAGAGAACACAAAGGGCCAGAAACCCAACUUCAGGCAAAAGGCCUCAGGUGGUGAGGAGGAUGACAUCAUGGCCCAAUACAGUGAACUCCUGAAGGGCUUGGGCAUCAGUGCAGAAGGGGCACAGGACGCUAAAGGGGACUCCGCCGAGCUCACCAUGCCCAUGGAAGAAGACGACGUAGAUUUUAAUGCCUUCAAUGGAGAGCAGCCAGAGCAGGAAAAAAUGUCACCUCCAUUUGGCACCAAAAACUGGGCAGCGAAUAACAGCAGUGUCACCCGCGACAAAGGAGUGCCAUUCACCGGACCAUUCAUCAGUGUGCUCCUGUCGCGGCUCGAGAACAUGCUUGACAACUCUCUGCAUGUCAACCUGCUGCUGACUGGAAUCAUCGCCCAACUGGCUGCCUACCCACAGCCCCUGCUGCGCUCCUUCCUUCUCAACACCAACAUGGUCUUCCAGCCGAGUGUGCGCUCCCUCUAUCAGGUGCUGGCAUCUGUCAAGAAUAAUAUUGAGAAAAUCGCGGCUGCCAGGAAGGACUUCUCCACCCUGGUGUUUGAUGCCAAGCAGUACCUCCUCCACCGGGACAGCCCCCACUCAGAUCCUUUGGGGCCAGAAAAUGCACUAUGGUGUCACAAUGGAGAUGGCAGUCGAACACAGGUGCGACUUGGCAAACAGACGAGGGGGGCUCUUCCUGUACCUACUCUUCCUCCUACCUCUCCUCCUCUUCCUCCCAGGAUCCCCCCAUACAUGAGGAACUCUGUGUUUGCAGCUGUGCUGUUCACCGAGUUUCUCAAAGAGCUGGCAGCCACGGCGCAGGAGCACUCCAUCUUGUCACAUGCGCCACUGGAGGAGGAGUAGCAACAGCAGCAGCGCCCCCUGGUGGGGAGCAUUUGAAAAUGACUUUAAUAGUCGAAAGAGCUUCGGAGUUUAUUUUCUUAUAUUUCACGGUGCCUGGCACUACUUCAUUGAGAUGCGGCUCGGGUGGUCAUCCGCCUUUGUUGUGGGGUGUGGAAUGGAAGGGGGGCAUAUUUGCUGGCUUCUAAUGUCCGUCUCGGGGGGGCAUGUUGUGUCAGAAGCUGGUUCGUGUGGGCUCAAGCAUUUUCCCUUUCUCGUUGCUGUGUUGUUUAGUACAUAUGUGGGAAUAUUGCGCAAACAUUACUCGUAAUGGAACGCUGUACUAAUUUGGGACGUUCUUUGCUGACCGGUUUUAAUAUUUGAGUAGCUGAGCAGACACCUGACAAUCUCUGAGCUUAAGGUCUGAUUUGUAUCAGCAUGGAGGUGACAUUUGGCCAAAACAGCAUCGUUAACAUGAUAGGGUCAAAACCUAAGGGGUAUCGCUAGGGAUUAGUGAGCAGGCAGGGGCUCCAGGUGCCACGCAUUCUGAUUGGUGUGGAGUGUUGUGCUGCAAGAGGCUGUCAUGAGGAAUACCGGUGCCAGUCAUGAGACUUGCCCUGUGUUCUCCUCUAGGAUUGCAGUUCUCCGCCAUCCCAUCAAAGGACAUGCAUAUAUAAUCCUAAUGUAUGCCAUUCUUGAUUUGACUGGCUGCUGUGUGACAACAUCUGUCCCCAAUCCCACACAAUAAGACUUGAGGCAGUGACAGCCAGGAGAGGAACGCUAAACAGCCAUUAAACCAACAUAGCUUCAUCUGUUAUAGGAAGGCAAGGAGCCGGCAUAGGCAACCAAGAGCGACUUCACUGUAGACAGAAUGCAUCAGUAUAGAUGUAUCUUUUAAAGGAAGCAAGGAGCUGGCAUUGCACACCAGGAAGGACCCAGCUCUGGGCAGAAUGCAUCAAGGUAGCUUAAAGUAUUCUAGGGAGGCAAGGUAUUAAACACCAGAAAGGUCUCUACCCUGGGCAGAGUGCAUUAAGAUAGCGAGCGUAUUCCAUUCUAGAGAGGUAAGGAGCUGGCAUUGGGUACCAGGAAUGACUCAACCCUGGGUAGAAUGCAUUAAGAUAGCUUAAUCUAUUUAUAGGCGGGCAAGCAACCUGGCAUUGGGCACCAGAAAGAACACAGCCAUGGGCAGAAAGCAUCAGGAAAGCAUAUUCUAUUAUAGGGAUGCAUGGAGCUGGUAUUUGGGUACAGGGAAGGACCAAACCCUUGGUAGGAUGCCACCCUUGCCCCCCAUUUUUUUUGGAUAUCUUUAGGCCAUUCCUGGAUAUAGUCCUCCACAGGCAUAAGAAACGGAUUCCGUAAAGACUCCAAAUUUAACCCAACUUAGAGUAAUUGGGUGCACCUCACCAAGCACUGCAAAAACAAAUAACACAGACAGAGGGACAGUGUUGCUUAGAAAAAGAUUUGGACCUUUGGUGGGGGCUUGAGGCGAUACACCAGGCCAUUGCAGAGUCCACCGACACACUCCGCUAUGAGGCCAGUUUGGAUGUGAAACUAAUAGUGGGCAUCACCCCGUGCAGCGUGCACUUGGAUUCAAGCUGGAAAGCAGCACUAGAAAAGUAAGAUUCAGCUACAAGUUAGAAAACAUCUUCAUCAGAGACCACAGGGUCUCACUUUUAUGACUUUGUGGGGAGAUGAAAGGAUAUUGAAGGGGGGAAAGCUUCAUAGGGAAGGGUGCUGCAGAUAUUUAAGAUGAUUGUCAACCUUUGCUAAAUGACCGACUGUAGGGACCAGACAAGACCUGCCCUGUUUGUUUUAAUGAAGCUGAACUGGGUGGCACAGAGUUUGAUGAUGUAUGCCCGCCAGGGACUUGGGUUCAAUUUGUACUUGCUAAAGGACGGCUGGUAUGCAUGGCAAGGCUAAAUUUACCCCUUGGGACAAAUGAAGUGCUAAUGAGUGAACGAGCUGGAUAGAUAGAUAUAAAAGGCACAAUAUGAUCUAUGUAUGUCUAUAUUAUACACUGCCUUUAAUAUCUAUUAUAUAGUGCCUUUCACAUCUAUUUAUCUAAAUCGGAACAAGUUGGCACAUGUACUGCACGUUAAGUAUAAAUCACAUGAAGGCGAUGGAUGGCAACAUGUUAUUCAGGACUGUCCAGAACAGAAGCCCUCAAGUUCAGGCACGGCUGCAGGUUUUUAUUCCAGGUAGGGGUGUCAUUCUUUCCUUUCAUUGCUCUCAUUGUAUACUGUGCUGGCUUUUUUAUUCUCUAACGAGCUGUGCUAUCAGGGUUGAAAUCUAAAUAAUCAACGUAGACCUCAAGAGUUAAUGUUUUCAGUGUAUUUGUAUGUAUUUUGAAAUGCACAUAGUAAUGCAAUGCAUUGCAGUUGUCAUUCCAACAGAUGACACGUCACAAACAUCUGUCGUAAUACAAUGCAAUACAACAAAUGUUUGUGGUGCGCCAUGACAAAUGCAACGCUUAUGUCUAUUAUAUGCCAUUUGGAAUGGGAUUCAUAAAAGCAGUGUUAAUGUUUGAGUGAUACCAUCUGUUGGAGUGACAAAGGCAAUGCAUUUUAUUACUGGACAUUUAUUACAGAUACCUAGACACAGAGACACUUUGCUUUGCAAAAAGUAAAA